AAUUCUCUCAACGAUUUCUAAGUCGUUCCCAAAUCUCUCUCAAAUCCCUCUUUCGAAACCCUCUCGAAUUUCAAUUCCUCUUUUCUGAAAUCAUGCAGAUCUUUGUGAAAACCCUAACCGGGAAGACCAUCACCCUGGAAGUCGAGAGCUCCGAUACCAUCGACAACGUUAAGGCUAAGAUCCAAGAUAAGGAGGGCAUCCCUCCCGAUCAGCAGCGUCUCAUCUUCGCCGGAAAGCAGCUCGAGGACGGCCGGACCCUCGCCGAUUAUAACAUCCAGAAGGAAUCGACCCUCCAUCUGGUGCUUCGUCUCAGGGGAGGUAUGCAGAUCUUCGUCAAAACCCUAACCGGGAAGACGAUCACCCUCGAAGUCGAGAGUUCCGACACGAUCGAUAAUGUUAAGGCCAAGAUCCAGGAUAAGGAGGGAAUUCCCCCUGACCAGCAGAGGCUUAUCUUCGCCGGGAAGCAAUUGGAGGACGGCCGAACCCUAGCCGACUAUAACAUCCAGAAGGAGUCGACUCUCCACUUGGUUCUCCGAUUGAGAGGAGGUAUGCAGAUUUUUGUCAAAACCCUAACGGGGAAGACAAUUACUCUGGAGGUCGAGAGCUCUGAUACCAUCGAUAACGUGAAGGCCAAGAUCCAGGAUAAGGAGGGCAUUCCCCCGGAUCAGCAGCGGUUGAUCUUCGCUGGCAAGCAAUUGGAAGACGGCAGGACUCUGGCGGAUUACAAUAUCCAGAAGGAGUCGACUCUCCACUUGGUGCUGCGAUUGAGGGGUGGUAUGCAAAUUUUCGUGAAGACCCUAACCGGGAAGACAAUUACCCUGGAGGUCGAGAGUUCCGAUACGAUUGAUAACGUGAAAGCAAAAAUUCAAGACAAGGAGGGUAUUCCACCAGAUCAGCAGAGAUUGAUCUUUGCCGGUAAGCAAUUGGAAGAUGGCAGGACUCUGGCAGAUUACAACAUCCAAAAGGAGUCAACUUUGCAUCUGGUCCUUCGAUUGAGGGGUGGUAUGCAGAUUUUUGUGAAGACUCUUACCGGGAAGACUAUCACUCUGGAGGUUGAAAGCUCGGAUACUAUUGACAAUGUGAAGGCGAAGAUUCAAGACAAGGAGGGUAUUCCUCCUGAUCAGCAGAGGCUUAUCUUUGCUGGGAAACAGUUGGAGGACGGCAGGACCUUGGCGGAUUACAACAUCCAGAAGGAGUCGACUCUUCAUCUUGUGCUCAGGCUUCGUGGUGGUAUGCAGAUAUUUGUGAAGACACUGACAGGAAAGACGAUCACUCUGGAGGUUGAGAGCUCUGACACUAUUGACAAUGUCAAAGCUAAGAUUCAGGACAAGGAGGGUAUCCCGCCGGACCAGCAGAGAUUGAUCUUCGCUGGGAAACAGCUCGAGGAUGGUCGUACCCUUGCCGAUUAUAAUAUUCAGAAAGAGUCUACGCUCCACCUUGUCCUUCGUCUUCGUGGUGGUGAUUUCUGAUGCGUCUUCGUGGUGGUGAUUUCUGAUGGAGAACUUUGUUAUGCUUUAGUUGUUUCUUUUUUUUUGCUGAAUGAUGGUGGUGUUUUAUGUUGAUUGGCAAGUCUGCCAUUUUCUGUUUUUGGGGUUUGUGGGUGGUGUUAUGAUUUUCUAAUUUGUCAAAACUCAGUUUGGAUUGAAUGAAUAAUCUUAGUUCUGUAAACA
Messenger RNA from Pyrus x bretschneideri (Chinese white pear), 1670 nucleotides. RefSeq names its product polyubiquitin. Gene Ontology annotation, cellular component: cytoplasm; nucleus. Gene Ontology annotation, biological process: modification-dependent protein catabolic process; protein ubiquitination. Gene Ontology annotation, molecular function: protein tag activity; ubiquitin protein ligase binding. NCBI's taxonomy places the organism in Eukaryota, Viridiplantae, Streptophyta, Magnoliopsida, Rosales, Rosaceae. Bases 93 to 1469 code for a protein of 458 amino acids. The record is from RefSeq and is a predicted model, not a curated record. The transcript has a single exon.